Molecule: messenger RNA, 7506 nt
Organism: Sitodiplosis mosellana (orange wheat blossom midge)
Lineage: Eukaryota; Metazoa; Arthropoda; Insecta; Diptera; Cecidomyiidae
Exons: 4
Coding region: 1370-6733 (1787 amino acids)
Cellular component (GO): nucleus; cytoplasm
Molecular function (GO): protein binding
Source: RefSeq, a predicted model, not a curated record
UUGUGUGUUGAAUUUUUGUUUUUUUCUUCGUUGUUGACGAUCGUGACAAAAAAAAUACAUAUAAAAAUAAAUCACGUUAGUCGGUGUCUGUGUGUAUAUUGUAAGCACACAUAUAUGUAGAGUCUAUAUGCUUCUAUACCACGAUGAAUUGCUUAAAUACUCUCACUCUCAAAACGUCCCUCCCCUCUCUACACACGCAUAAUUCUCCAGAUAACUAUAGAGGAGCGUUUUAAUCAAAAAUGAAUUUCACAACUGCUAGUCGCAGCACCACGAUCAUAGUGAUCGGUUGUUCCGUUCUUGUGUUGAAAAAUGUGCUCUUUUCGCCGGAAUAAUUUUUUUAAUAGAUUAACGAAAUAGUUUUGGAACCGCAAUAACACAAUCCACAUACACAAUAGAUUUUGAGUGUAUUCAUAUCUAGAUGUUAUGUAUGGUGUCAUACUGUGAUUAUUACGUUUCUUCAUUCUCCACUCAUUCGAUUCAACAAGACCGUAGAUCUAUACGAAGUGCAGGCAUAGACAUUGGACACAGUUCAAACUGAUAGAUAAAAAGAGACAGAUGUAGCAACGGAGUGUGGAUAAAAGACAUAGUUUCGAUAAUAAUUUUUCUGGAAAUAAUGAAACGUUUUCGGUUUUUGAUACAUUAAGAGAACGUUGCCAAAGUAUGAUAAGCAUUACAUAUCGAAUGAUGAUUUAAUUGAAAUGUGUGUUUGAAAAGACUUGUAAAAUAUGUUGUGAUUUAACUUGAAAUUACUACCGUUUGUUAUGCUGCUAAUAAAAUAGUGCUUUAUCAACCUAAAUUAUAACGAUAAAACAGUAGUUUAGAAUUAAAAAAAGGGUGUGAACAGCCAAAUAAUCCUCGUAAAAUAAUCGGCACAGCUUUGUUGUUGCAAAGAAGUGUUUCUCCAAUACUUGAUAUGAAUGGUGAAAUAUAACCGCAGUGAAAAAUAAAUGUUUUUUUCUGAAAAUCGAGAUAUAAAAAAUGAACAAUUGUGAAUGAGCAACCGUUCGAUUGAAGAAAUUUAAAGAGCAUUUUUAACUAAUGACAAAAUAUCGCACAGAAAGAGGAGAUAGAGAGAGAGAGAGAGUGCAAUCAACACAGCUUAGUUAUGUUCAGUGCGCACGUUGAACGGAAAUGAGUAAUAUGAUUUGAAUUUGAAACUUGUUUUCACGUUUGAGUCAUCGUCAUCGUCAUCGUCAUCACGAGAACAGAAUUGUACUGCGUUCGCUUACCACAUACGUCGUGUGCAGAUAAUCAAUUUGGAGAAUAUUGAAAGAAACUGUUUUGUGAGUGAAAAAAGAGAGCGAACAUUUCCAGACAUUAAAAAUACACAUUGUUUUUGCUCUUGGUCAUCGAAAAGUUCGACAGAAAAAUGUCUUCAUCCGAUAGCGAUUCCAACGGUCGUUUGGAUAAUGAGGAUCAAGAUUUAUUAUUCUACUAUGUUGAGAAAAAGAGAAUUAAAGAUAUGAAAAAGGUGUUGUCCAGAAAAACCUCGGAAUUUAAUGUUAAUUUUCAAGAUAAAGACGGUAAUACUGCUUUACAUAUUGCUGUUGAAUGUGGCCAUAAAAAAGCCGUUGAUAUAUUGCUCAAGUAUGGAGCGGAUGCAACUAUACCAAAUAAAAAACUAAGGACUCCUUUGGAUUUGGUUAUUGACAAACUGAAAGAGGAACCGAAUGACCAUAAUUUGAAACAAAUCAAGGAAUCAUUGGAGAGCAUUCGACCGGGCCCAUCUCUUGGCAAAAAUGAUCAACAAAUUCGAAGGAAUCCAUUGAAAACUGUAGAAAAUCUGAAUUCAAGAUCCAACGCAAGCCUUUUGAAUGAGCCACAAAUCACUGACGAUACCUUUCAUUCAACCGAAAAUAAUAUGCAUGGAUUUAUAUUCCAGGUCAGACUAAUCAUGCUUUAUGCACUGCGCGCGCCAGAAAUGGGCUUAGUAUUUCAGCUCGCAAGCGAAAUGGAUGCGGCAGAAAAGUUUGAUGAUGUCGUGUUUAACCGAAACAAAAACUGUUGGAGUUUUGUUCAAGCAAAACACAAACUCGACGAUAAUGCUACCAUCAAAAGCGUUGAAUUAGAAGGAAUUAAAGGGCCACUCAGUAUUGCGAAAUAUUUUUUAUCUUUUGUUCUAAUCAAUCGGAAUUUUACAAUACUAAACAAUUACAAAAAGGAGAACUUAAAAGACUUUGUUAUGGUUACGAAUGCAAACUUUGAUUUUAACGCAACUUCUGACGUAAAAAACGAGCAAACGCUGAAAUGGGAUAAACUUCUUGUGAAGGACAGUUUGAAUCACGAUGACAUUUUGUAUCUGGAAGCUUUUGACGUGAAAAGUUUCCAAUUGCGUGCUAACGAUGAUGAACUCAAGUCAUUCAAGUCAUUCAUUAAAGGGAGUUUAUUGGUCAUCGCUUUGACAUCGAAACAAAUUCCGAAAUUUCCCGCAGCUCGAUGUGAGCUAAAACAGCGUGCUGAAAAAAUAAAAGAAAAAGCUGGAGCAAUUAGCAAAUCGCUUGAGAAGAAAUUGAACGAGGUAUUGAUGGUAAAAAAGAAGAAAUCCGACGAAGAUCAAACCGAUUCGGCAUCUUUAAAAAUGGAUAAACAAAAACUGAAAGAUAUAGUGACAAAAUGUAAUGAACAUAGGGAAACAAUUCGAAAUGGCACGGAUAUAAAAAAUGUAGAAGCAAUAAUAAAAGAAGAUCUCGAAGAGUUCAUUGACCUAACAAAAAUGUUUAGUGUUGAAGCUUUAGACAAGGAACUCAGCGAGGCCAUUUCUGAACUAUCAAUCAUCGAAGUGGCUCUGGAUGAUGCUACGUUUGACACCAAAAGUGGGUACCUUGCCGAAUUUAUGCAGAAGUUUCGAUUUGUCACCAACUUUCCGAACGAAGAGAAGUUAAGGGAAUUAAAUGGGGAUUUACUCAAAGGUGACCAUUACAAAUUAUUGAAUGUUGAUUUAGCACAUUCUGCGUUUGUGGAAAGAAUUCUGGAGCUUAUGAAUUCUAAGAAGGGAAAGAAUGUUUAUUACAAACCUCAUUUUGAAGAUGAACUAUUGAGUGCAUUCAAUGGUUUACUCGCCUCUGGCUUGAGUAUGGCCUACUGUGAGGAUUUGGAUGAACAUAAAAUUCAUUUCAAUGAAAAAUCGUCAAGUUUUUCAGAACUUUCAACAAAUUUAAACGAAUUUUUAAAUGAAGAACAACAAGAACGGCAAGUUAUUUACCUUCGCACUCGGUCCACACUAUUGAGCGCCAUUAAGGUGCGUCAAAUACUGAAGAGGCAUGGGAUUUAUAAGAAUAAAGACGGUUUCAUUUUAAUUCCAUUCAAAAAACUAUCACAAGAUGGAAUAAAGCAGUCUGUUUUUGACGCAUUUAGAAAUCCUAAAAGUCAUGACCUUUUGGUAAUCUAUUUUGAGGACGAAAAACCGCUGAUUUCAAUUAAUGAACAAGUCAAAAAUAUACUCGAUGGGCCUCUGAACAAAGAACGAACAAAGAAGAAAAUGAUCAUUUUGUUUGGAAAGGAUUCAAACAAUUCUGGUUUGGAAUUUCAAGAAAAAAACGACACCACUUCAUUCAACGAUUUAGAUGAAGAGUCCCAAAAUGUGGUACUCGGAACGAAAGUCAAUUUCGAAGGAACAACCAUGAGCUUAAACCGACUCAUCGAAAGAAAUUAUGAUGCGGAUUUCUUUGACGAGGAAAUGGUCACGAGACUUUUGAAUGGGGAUAAAUUGAAGAUAGGCAACGAAAAUGCCUUCUCUUCCAAUGGCUACGUGGAAGAUUAUUACAUCGAGAGAACAUUUCAUCGUCAGAUAAUCAAAAAUGACAUUCUCAAAAAUGAAGAUCAAUUAUUUUUCAUUACUUCGAAAGAAGGUUUGGCCAUUCGGGAAGAAGACUUAUUCAAAAUUGGAGCUCCAAAAGAGAGUAUCGUCCAAUGGACUGACGAAUAUGUACAAAAUACGAAAUGGGACAAAGGGAUUAUUCUUCCUCCGCCAGGUGAAAGUGAUGAAGAGCUGUAUGAAAUAUUUCGGAGAUCUGCGAAAAAUUUUCACUGGUUGGAAUUGCAUCGAGGCAUGAGCCUAUUCUGGAAAUUAUCUACCGGCGAUAUUUCACUCAUCACCGAGAGUAUUGAUAAGGAUGUGGCUCCAUCGGACUCUGAAUCAGAUUCAGACUCUGAAUCAGAUUUGGACUCGGAAUCUGAAUCAGAUUCGGACUCGGAAUUUGAAUUAGAAGAUCGUUUCCACGACGUGUUCGAGAAGAAUGAACAUGAAGAUCCAUCUGAAUCCAAAGAGGUGUUUCCAGAUGAACAUCAUUUCUGUAACGUGAAACAAUUCGGAAGCAAAGUCGUUAUACUAGCAAAUGAAGCCGGAAUGGGUAAAUCUACGGUCUUGACCAGUAUGGCUAAAAAGAUGAGAAAAUUAAACGAUGACGAGACGAAUGAAAAUGAAGUCAAAUUGAUUGUGCGAAUCAAUGUGAAUGAUUAUGCCAAGGAUUUGUGUAACUACGAAUUUAAGGAAAAUGAUGUUGAAAGAGCUAUAGAUUUUGUUGCGAAAAUGGCAAUCCCCGGAGAUGCAACGAAGAAUAUCGAUAUCAAAAUACAACGAACGCUUUUCGCAUCAAGUCUUGAAAGAAAGAAAUUUGGAUUGAAUUUAAAGAAACUCAAAAUUGUUCUAAUGUUCGAUGGGUUCGAUGAAAUCUGUCCGGACUACGAAUCCAACACCACAAAGCUGAUCAAGGCUCUGAAGGAUAGCGAAGUUGCACAAAUUUGGGUCACGACUCGAGCUCAUGAGCAAGAUCAUUUGCAGAAAGAGCUCGGAUCGCUUGCUUACACGUUGAAUCCAUUAACCAAAAAAGAUCAGAAGAAAUUUUUGGACAAAUAUUGGAAAUGGAAGUUGACAGUGGCAGAAGAAAAGCCAUCGAACUAUCAAGAAAUUUUGCAUUAUCUGAACAUCAGGUCGAAACCUGAUCAGAUCUUAAAAGACAUAAAUGAAUUUGAUUUCUCCACACAAUCCGACAAUAUCCUCCAUAAAUGGAAUCGUGCUAUUUUUGAUAAAAAUAGAAAAUUUACAACGGUUCCGCUACUCUUACAAAUGUUGGCCGUUGUUGCAUUGGAAACGAAAUUCCGUUUGCCCGAAAAAACUGAUAUCUUCAAUUUAUACCAUCAGUUUAUCGAAAUCAAACUUGAUAUUCAUUCCAAAGAAAAAGUUAAAAAGGAUUUAAAAGUUGUACAAGCAAACUGCGAGAGUGUAAUGGCCAGAGGUUGUUUUCAUGACAUUUGUAUGGAAUUAUCCGUUAAACUCUUCUUUCCAAAUGAUAAAUCACAGCUGAGCUUGGGAAACUUGGAACAACUGGCAAACGAAACACCAGAUUCAAUCAGCAGGAGAAAUUAUAUAACCGGAACUGGACUAUUAAUUUUAAAAGGAAAAGAUUUGGAUUUCAUUCACCGAAGCUUCUUUGAAUAUUAUUUCAGUCGGUAUUUGAUCAAUAAUAGGAGCAACGAAGAAGUACAGAAGCUGUUGUGCAGUAAAAUCUUUAGAGACUAUAGCUAUGGGCUCAUUUGCCAGUUUUUCAAUGAUCAAAUUGAAAAACUCCCCGAAAGCAAAAAACAAAUCAAAUUGACGGAUGCUGCAAUGGAGUCAAUUUUAAAGUUCACAAACAAGGGUAGCCGCCCAUUUUUUGUGCACAUUGUCAAAAAUGGUUAUCAGGGCAUUUAUAAGCUGUUCUUCGAAAGUAUUUGCCAGGACAGUGAGGACAAGAACAUUUUAAAGAAAUUGUUACUACAAACCGAUGGCUAUGGUCGAAAUGUAUUACAUUGUGCAUUUAUCAAAGGAGACACGUCGAUCAUCAAUAUAAUAUUAGAUAGUAUUCGACAGUAUCCUGACAUCCGACAGAAGUUGUUAUUACGAAGUGAUAGACGUGGAGAGAACCCUUUGUAUAAACUAUCGACAUAUAAAACGAGUGCUGAAUCUCAUGAUAUCAUUAAAGCAUUAACAACAGGUAUCGAAGAUGACGAAUUUUUCGAAGAUCUGGCGACAUUUACUGCAUUUUCGCGUGAUGUUGAUGUUGUUCGUGACAAUAUAAAGAAUAUGUUGGAAUUAAUUGGCGAAUCAGUGCCGGAAUUGCAUGAAAAAUUGAAUGAAAUUCAGAUGAUUUUUGAUGAAAUCAAACAAAAAAGAGCGGAACUGGUCAAUGCAAUUCGUAACCAUCAUGAAAACCAAAAUAGCAGUACAUUGGACAUGUUAGAUGCACUUCGAACCGGGAACUUCGAAAUAAAACCGAUUUUGUUGUCAAUUGAUGACCACGGCAGUAUUUUACACGAAGCUAUCGAACAUGGAAAAACUGAUAUUGUUAAAAAAAUAUUGGAAAAUCUCAACAAUUACUCAGAACACUUUGCUUUGGAAUUUUUGUUAAAACGGUCACAUAAAUGGAAUGGUGCAACAGCUCUUAAUUUGGCUAGUUCUAUGGGUAAUAAGGAUAUCGUUCAUCUUCUCAUCGAGAAAGGUGCCAAUGUUAAUGAAAAAGACAACAAUGGAAGAACACCUCUUCACAAGGCUGCUGCGAGCGGUCGAAAGGAGAUCGUUCAUCUUCUCAUCGAGAAAGGUGCCAAUGUUAAUGAAAAAGAGAACGAUGGAACGACACCUCUUCACAGGGCUGCUGAGUACGGUUAUGAGGAGAUCGUUCAACUUUUCACCGCGAAAGGUGCCGAUGUUGAUUCAAAAGACAACAAUGGAAGAACCGAAGAAUACCUUAUUAUCUGACUAUUUAUUUAAGUAAAUUGAGUCAUUAAGUUUAGUUUUGCAAGAGGUUAUGAAUGAACGUAAAAGUUGAAGAAUUAUAACAGUGCCGAAUUCAAUUUUAUAUGAAAUUUUUUAGAGAAAAUUAUUUAUUUGGUUCAUAUAAUAAUAGAUUUAAUUGUCGAAGGAGCAUUCCUGAAGUUUCAGAUGAAAAUUUUCGUGAACAAUUAUUUUUUCAACUUUUUAUAAUGAAAGUGACAAGAAUGUCACCAAACACAGUCAAAAGGUUAAGAAACAAUGCAAAAAUCAAGGGAAUAAUUUUUAAUUGGAAAAAAUGCUUUGCAAGCAAAUAAUCAUUGAAUUUCAAAUGACAGUUUCGAAACAUUCAAGAGCAAUGCGUGUAUUAGGAUAGUUAGUUACCUUAUGCUCACUGAAAACCGAAUCAGCACGAUUGACGUACACUUAUGGUGAUCUGUCAAAUUACCAAAAGACAUUGAACAAAUCGCAAAAUCCGUUCUAAGUGAGUACCUUGUAGACUCAAGCCCAAAUCAUACAAAGGCCAAUUCUAAAAUAUGACGGAUGUUCUUGAAUUCACCGCAGCUGAUUUUUUCAAAAACGCACACACAAAAAAACGAAAAAUUUCUCAACCAAAGAUUUCGAAAAAAAAACAUAAAAAUUUUGUUUACUGUCUGCUUUCGCUGAUAUUACAUUUUAUUAUAGAUUUUUUUCUUUACACAAAAAAUGAAUUUCUCCUUUUUGAAUGAAUAUAUUUAUCAAUAAUGGAUUUCAGAAUGUCA